Carassius gibelio (silver crucian carp) is the source of this 1454-nucleotide messenger RNA. Its product is annotated as ALX homeobox protein 1-like. Gene Ontology annotation, biological process: negative regulation of DNA-templated transcription; embryonic skeletal system morphogenesis; positive regulation of transcription by RNA polymerase II. The record is from RefSeq and is a predicted model, not a curated record. The coding region runs from base 96 to 1055 and encodes 319 amino acids. Gene Ontology annotation, molecular function: DNA-binding transcription activator activity, RNA polymerase II-specific; RNA polymerase II transcription regulatory region sequence-specific DNA binding. Lineage: Eukaryota; Metazoa; Chordata; Actinopteri; Cypriniformes; Cyprinidae. The transcript is spliced from 4 exons.
UACAAAUAAUUGGCCCCAUUGCUUCAUUUUUGACAUCACUAAACAUUGAUGGUGUCCACUGACGCGCUCCAUGCUUGAGACGAGGCCAGAGGAGCAUGAUGGAGUACAUGAGCAACAAGUUCUCCUUGAAAAGUCAAGCGAUUAAAGGCAGCGAUUACUACAUGGACCAAGUCAUGGAGACUUUAGACAAUGUGCACUACUACAACAAGACAUCACCUAAAUGCGUGCAGGCCUUCUCGAUGCAGAGCAAUGAUCAACACACCACCAUGGACAGAUCGUCUCCGUGUGACAACCAAAACAGCGUGAAUUACUGCACUCCUAAAACAGAGGACAGCAGCCUGCACGCGAUGGAGAACUGCUGCAGUAUCAGAGUCUCGCCGGCCACAGCCGCAGCCGCAGCCGCAGCCGGACCAGACAAAACAGACCUGGACGACAUCGGCGAAAAAUGCGACAGCAACGUGUCGAGCAGCAAGAAGAGACGCCAUCGCACGACCUUCACGAGCGCUCAACUAGAGGAACUGGAGAAAGUCUUCCAGAAAACCCAUUACCCAGAUGUGUAUGUGAGAGAACAGCUGGCCAUGAGAACAGAGCUCACGGAGGCCAGAGUUCAGGUGUGGUUCCAGAACAGAAGAGCCAAGUGGAGGAAGCGAGAAAGAUACGGACAGAUCCAGCAGGCCAAAAGCCACUUUGCAGCGACCUAUGACAUAUCAAUGCUGCCCCGGACAGACAGCUAUUCACAGAUUUCCAACAACUUAUGGACAGGUCCCACUGCAGGCAGCUCCGUAGUCUCGUCCUGCAUGAUCCCGCGUGGUUCCCCUCCCUACCCCCACUCGCCAAGAUCCAGUGAGCACGGUUACGUGGGAUUCCCCAGUCACCAGCAAAAUCAGUUUGGAGUGUCUCUCAAUAACUUCUUCUCAGAUUCACUUCUGGCUCCUUCACCGAACAGUCACACCACGUUUGAGACCAAACCUGAGUUUGAACGGCGGUCCUCCAGCAUUGCUGUGCUGCGCAUGAAGGCGAAGGAACAUGCAGCCAACAUAUCUUGGGCCAUGUGACCUCCGAACUUAUUCUAAUAGUGCUGAUCUGAGCAGUUUUUUGCCAAAUAACAAUACAGCCAGUUACUUUCAUGAAUUGUUUUUUUUGUUUACAUUUUGAUAUCAGCCGUGAUUAUAACCUUUUCAAAAAUUCUGGAAAAGUUUCCCAUCCUUUCAAAAAUAAUUUAAUUAAGAAACCUCUGAAUUAAACAAUGAUUUUUCUCAUUUUGUUUUAGCAUCUCUUGUUGUUGUGAAUGUGAAGAGCACAGAACUCGACAGUGUUAUCCUCUCAUGACAUUCACAGAGAUGUUAUGGCCGACAUACUAACACUAUGUUUGUGUGCUUUGCAGCAAAGCUGUUUAACGCUCUAUAGCUGUGUACCACAUGCAGAGGAGCACUUUUUUAUUUUAUGGUAAUAAA